AUGAAUGAGAUCCCCAGCCAGACCCCCACGGCCCUUUUGACAACCGACCGCGCCAUGCGGAUCGACAGGGCGACGACAAAUACCAACAACUCCACCCAUUCGGCCGCUAUUCACCAUCCAGUCCUGGACAAAGCCAGCUCCGAACGGCUCUCGCACAAGGCCGACGAGUCCCAAGCCACCAAAGAAAAGCUUACAAAUGCCGCGAAGACGCUCCACGUGCUGAUAUGGUUCGUCAAAGACCAGUGGUUCCUCCUCGCCAUGGGCGCAGUCGUCCUGGUGUCGUCCCAAGUCCAAGUGCCCGCUUCACAACAGCGGAUUAAGCGCACACUAAUCACCUACCUGGCUGUCUCCGUCAUCUUCUUUAUCAAUGGCUGCACCCUCGACACCCGGGUCAUGCUCGCCAACUAUAUGCGCUGGAAGCUGCACAUCUUCGUCCAACUCCAGUGCUACCUCGUCUGCUCCGCUGCCACCUUUGCCAUUGUCAGUUUGUGCGCCACCAAUCCCCGCUUCAUGGACCCAUGGCUCCUCAUCGGCUUCUUGUUCGUGGGCAGCGCGCCGACUACCAUGUCUAGCAACGUUGUCAUGACGCGCCAAGCCCAUGGCAACGCCGCCCUGACUGUCGUCCAAUCUGUAAUCGGCCAGUUUCUCUGCCCCUUUCUGACUCCAAUCAUACUCCAAAUGUACCUGUCUACCGGGUCGUGGUACAGUAAGGUGUUGCAGCGCGGAUCUAGCUACGCGAGCAUCUACCAACGUGUCUUUAUGCAACUUGGUCUCUCGCUUUUUCUGCCCAUGCUUCUCGGCCAGAUCGUGCAGCGCUUGUUUCCCAGGACGACGAAAAAAGUCUUUUUCGACUGGAAACUGCUCAAGCUGUCUUCGAUUGCCCUGUUGACCAUGGUUUGGCAGACAUUCGACCAAGCCUUUUCGUCGGGUGCCUUUGAAGCGGUCAAAUCCUCCAAUAUCGUCUUCAUUGUCUUCAUCACCAUUGCACUCUACAUGAUCUGGUCAGCCAUCUGCUUCACAGCUGCUUCGCUCUGGCUACCGAAAAAAGAUGUCAUCGCUUGCUGCUAUUGCUGCCCCGCUAAAGCGCUGGCAAUGGUAGUUCCGCUUACAUCAGUCAUGUACAUCAACAUCGAUCCUGUCAAUCAGUCCAAGAUGCAGAUCCCAGCAAUCAUCUUUCAGGCCUUCCAGGUUGCCAUUGGAGGUAUCAUGACUAUCGGCUUUCGCAAGUGGAUAAGGCCAGAAGAAGAGAGGGAGGAGGCGGAGAAGCUAGUCGAGGCAGGGGUUAGAAAUUGA
This is a messenger RNA of Bipolaris oryzae ATCC 44560, 1293 nucleotides long. RefSeq lists its product as uncharacterized. The transcript has a single exon. The record is from RefSeq and is a predicted model, not a curated record. The coding region runs from base 1 to 1293 and encodes 430 amino acids. Gene Ontology annotation, cellular component: plasma membrane. Lineage: Eukaryota; Fungi; Ascomycota; Dothideomycetes; Pleosporales; Pleosporaceae.